Molecule: messenger RNA, 486 nt
Organism: Prunus armeniaca (apricot)
Lineage: Eukaryota; Viridiplantae; Streptophyta; Magnoliopsida; Rosales; Rosaceae
Source: the annotation of a GenBank genome assembly
AUGGGUAGAAGAGAGAGACUUGAACAACUUCCUUAUGUAGAUGCAAUUAUGAAAGAGACAAUGAGGAAGCACCCAGUUGCUGUAAUGCUAGCUCCACAUCUAGCUCUUGAAGAUUGCAAUGCGGGUGGUUAUGAUAUUUGCAAAGGAACUAGAGUGUUCAUAAACAAAUGGAGCAUGGGGAGAGACCCUUCACUAUGGGAUGCACCAGAUGAGUUUAGGCCUGAGAGGUUCUUAGGGAAGGCCAUUGAUGUGAAGGGGCAGAGUUUUGAACUGCUUCCAUUUGGCUCAGGAAGGAGGAUGUGCCCUGGUUAUAGCCUUGGACUUAAAAUGAUAAGGUCUAGCUUGGCUAACUUGUUACAAGGAUUUAACUGGAAAUUGUCUGAGAAUAUGAAAACAGAAGACUUGAGCAGUCAUGGAGCCUCGGCUCCCAACCCAUCUUUAUUAAUUAUAUGUGAAGUUGUGAUGUUGUCUCUUUCAAAACCUUAA